GGCCACCUUCCAGCCUUUGCGAUCUGGCCGAUCUGGCCACUAUGGGCAGACCUCUCCGGGACGAAGGUAGUCAUGGCAUGCUGCAGGUUUGUCUCCAGGGCGUCUGCAACCUUCCCCUUAGGUGUUCGAACUUGCUAUACAAAUACACGGAAUGCCUUAAAAAUCAACAAAGAUACUAAGGUUAUAUGUCAAGGGUUUACUGGCAAACAGGGUACAUUCCACAGUAAACAGGCACUAGAGUAUGGCACUCGGCUCGUUGCUGGAGUGUCCCCUGGUAAAGGUGGCCAGACUCAUUUGGGCCUCCCAGUCUUCAACAGUGUCAAAGAGGCUCGGGCAGAAACAGGGGCUGAUGCAAGUGUCAUCUACGUACCUGCCCCCGGCGCUGCCAAGGCCAUCUUAGAGGCCAUGGAAGCUGAAAUCCCAUUGGUGGUUUGCAUCACUGAGGGAAUCCCGCAGCAAGACAUGGUGCGUGUCAAGAACCAGCUUGUUCAACAGAGCAAGACACGCCUUGUUGGGCCAAACUGCCCCGGCAUCAUAAAGCCUGAGGAGUGCAAGAUUGGCAUCAUGCCUGGCCACAUUCACCAGAAGGGCAAGAUUGGCAUUGUAUCGAGAUCAGGCACUUUGACUUAUGAGGCGGUGCAUCAGACAACACAAGUGGGCCUUGGCCAGUCACUGUGUGUUGGCAUUGGUGGAGACCCCUUUAAUGGGACCAACUUCAUUGACUGCAUCGAAAUCUUCUUAAAAGACCCAGACACAAAGGGUAUUAUACUCAUAGGAGAAAUUGGUGGGAAUGCCGAGGAAAGUGCUGCUGAAUAUCUUGAAAAGCACAAUUCGGGCACAAAUGCCAAGCCUGUGGUGUCCUUCAUUGCGGGCCUGACAGCACCACCAGGUCGGCGAAUGGGGCAUGCAGGUGCCAUCAUAGCCGGUGGCAAAGGAGGUGCAAAGGAAAAAAUAGAAGCCCUCAAGGCAGCCGGCGUUACCGUCACCAAAUCACCUGCCCAGAUGGGGGCUGCCAUGCUGCAGGAGAUGCAGAAGCGUGGUCUGGCAUAGUCUCCAACGAAAAACACGUAGAUGUAGGUAGAACUGGUGUUAACAUUUUAUUGUACAGGUGGGCUAUGCCAUUGUUUCUGCCAUGUGAAAUAAUAAAAGGCUUGUUCCAUGGAUACAACAAGAAAA
Dermacentor andersoni is the source of this 1176-nucleotide messenger RNA. NCBI's taxonomy places the organism in Eukaryota, Metazoa, Arthropoda, Arachnida, Ixodida, Ixodidae. The record is from RefSeq and is a predicted model, not a curated record.